AUGUCUACUCCAACAAGUCUGGGCUCUGUGGGACGAAGAAGGACCUGUGUGGUGAUAAAACUGCAGAGGUCAGUUCAUUUGAUGUCCGCCAAUGGCCUCUUGAUAGGCAUCCCGCGCCAAUGCUUGAACAACUUACUGAUAGCUUGGCCAUCAUGUAACAUCGGCGAUACUCCCAUUGCUCCUACGAGGCUUGGUCGACAAAAAGCCGGCCCUAUUACGGGUUGCUGCCUGAGGAAGACCCAUUCCGACAUCAUCUCUUCCGUCGCCACAAUCAACCCAAACACCUUUAAGACAUAG
This is a messenger RNA of Colletotrichum gloeosporioides, 297 nucleotides long. RefSeq lists its product as uncharacterized. Bases 1 to 297 code for a protein of 98 amino acids. NCBI's taxonomy places the organism in Eukaryota, Fungi, Ascomycota, Sordariomycetes, Glomerellales, Glomerellaceae. The record is from RefSeq and is a predicted model, not a curated record. The transcript has 2 exons.